Messenger RNA from Wyeomyia smithii (pitcher-plant mosquito), 969 nucleotides. RefSeq lists its product as uncharacterized. The transcript is spliced from 4 exons. Bases 328 to 687 code for a protein of 119 amino acids. Lineage: Eukaryota; Metazoa; Arthropoda; Insecta; Diptera; Culicidae. The record is from RefSeq and is a predicted model, not a curated record.
CACACAGUCGCGUUGUCGCGAGUUCAGUUUGAUUUUAUUAUAAAAUGGGAGAAAAACGUGAUAAAACUUCUGACGAUUAUUUCUCAAUAGUCCAAACUCUCGAAGCUGGAAAACCGGUUCUUUCAAUAGUUCCCCAAAGAUGGGUACAAGGCAAAUAUUUGUACUGGCCGGAUCGAAAAGCGGGACAGCUACUAAAGGAUUCUUCAAGUUGCCCGGCAGCGGGAUGGAGCAAAUUAUUGAGUACUGUAAAACAACAACGAAUCGACAGUUUAACUGAAGCGCAGGAGGAAGCAGCCAAUUUGUCCGGUGUCACGACGGAUAUUUCAGAUGUUUCGUUUUAAACGUAAACAAGUCGAACAGAUUGCGGAUCUGAAUUUUAAUAAUUUUAUAACAGCUAGUCAUGAUGGUUCAGAAAAUCUAAAUGUGCUACCACUUCCACUAACUGUCGUACUGGAAACUGCUGAGCUAGAGAGGCCGCUUUUGGAAUCCGAGAAAGUCGUAGAAGAAUCAGAAACCCAUCCGUAUACACCCACCGUCAGUUUGCAAGAAAUUGAAACGCUACCGUCAUUUCAUGUGGCCCAGAUGCAUAAUGAUUUUUUUCAGCCAUCUGUUGAGCUAACCGAGUCUGCAAAAUGCGAAAUUUUCGAUAAAUUGGACAACAUCAAAAAGAAAUACAAAGUUCUGUGAUGGGAGCCAUUGAAAACAUGAUUGUUAGGACAGUAGCAACAAUAAAAAGCGAUUUGGACGCGAAAUUAGCUUUUAUGCAAAAACUGUCAACACCUGAUAAGGCAAACAUCGACCUGUUUAAUUUUGCUCCUGUCUCGUCCGAGAGUGAACUCAAGGAAUUAGAUAGUAAACUGGAAGAUGCAGAAUAUGCGAAAAAGUUUGUAAGUAUGAACUUUCUGAGUAUACAUUUAUUUUUGAAAAUUUCCGCACAUAUGAGGGAUAGUGGGGCGCAAUGAUUUUGUA